Messenger RNA from Xenopus laevis (African clawed frog), 1535 nucleotides. RefSeq names its product interleukin 12B S homeolog (gene il12b.S). Lineage: Eukaryota; Metazoa; Chordata; Amphibia; Anura; Pipidae. Bases 61 to 948 code for a protein of 295 amino acids. The record is from RefSeq and is a predicted model, not a curated record. The transcript is spliced from 8 exons.
GUUCUGUCCGACAGUCACACACUUGGGAAUAUCGACAUCUGCUUACUGACCUCGCAGGAGAUGGCAUACCUGAAACCUGCUGUCCUUCUCUUGAUGUUGUGUGUCAAUACAAUACAGGGGUUCUGGGACCUGAGCAUCUUGAAAAACACCUAUAUAGUUGACAUCACAGAGAAAGCAGAAGGGGAGGUUGUUUCAUUUGAAUGCCCUGUGGCAGAAAAGACCAAAGUCUAUUGGUUACUAAAAGGUUACAAACGACCUGGCAGAAUCUUGAAAACCCACGUGAUGGAGAACGAAGACGCUGGGAAUUUCACAUGCCAUCAUCUAAAUGGGGAGCUGGUUGAUUAUAAAACAGUGCUGCUGAAACAUUGGAACCGGAAACACCUGCCAGAGGAGCAGCCGAUUUACUGUGAGGCAAAGAACUACAGCGGCCACUUUAAAUGCUUUUGGAGCAGGGAAAGGGAUGAAGCACAAUAUAUUUUUGAAGCCCAUCGAGGCAAUCACAUCAUCUCUUGCGAGAAGCCAAUCAAGAAUAACAGCAAAUAUGAGGUGAACUGCCAUGACAAUGAAUUCUGCCAAUAUGGGGAAGAGAAUGACAAUAUCACCAUUCACCUGCACGUAUUUGUUGGGAAACAAUACGAGAAUCACAGCCUGUCCUUUAUGCUGCGAUACAUCACCAAGCCUGACCCACCAGCCGAGCUCAGCAAAUCUGGUGAUUCUCUGAAGUGGAAGUACCCAAAGACAUGGUGUAGCGAGCACUCGUUUUUCCCUCUAAUAUUUAAUCUCAACAUAACAAAGCAAAACGAAAGUCCUCGGCACUAUACAGAUAUUGAUAUCACAGAAAAGAAUCUGAAACCGCCUCUGCCUUUCAAGGGGAAAUUCAUCUUUUGUGUCCAAGCCAGAGAUAUGUUCCACAACUCAGCCUGGAGUGACUGGUCUUGUUCCAAGUAGGUAACGUGUAGGCACAGUAAGCCCAGAAAAAAACAAGCAAAUAAACCAAAAAAGAAGAAAAAGCCUGCCCACCGGUGAGGUCCAACUCUUUUCAGAUUACACGUAACCCAGCCUAUGCCCAUCAGAAAUCCUAUCCUCUGGAAGAAAGAUGCCUUUUUAUUUUCAUGCAAAGCUUUAUAUGCCCUGUCUUUUGUUCUCUCUAUGUUAUUUAACUUUCAUAUCCAGUGAUUAUGUAUUUAUAUACACUCCUAUACCUCAUAGACAUACCCAGCUUGUUACAAGGAAAUAGCUUCCAGGAGAUGCUUGGGAAUUCACACAGCAGUUCAAGGUCUUCUGGUUGGCCAAUCUUAAAGGGGUUGUUCACCUUUAAAUGAACUUUUAGUAUGGUGUAAUGAGUUAUAUUCUGUGUUAUUUUUUACUUAUUUAGCUUUUUACUUAGCAGUGCUUCAGUUUGCAAUUUCAGCCAUCUGAUUGAGAGGUUCCAAUUUACCCCAUCAACUAUUCUGAAUUUGAAUAGACUGGAAUAUGAAUUGAGAGAGAGAUGAAUAAUGAAAAGUAGCAAUAACAAUAAGGGGCAGAUUUAUCAA